Molecule: messenger RNA, 1843 nt
Organism: Phragmites australis (common reed)
Lineage: Eukaryota; Viridiplantae; Streptophyta; Magnoliopsida; Poales; Poaceae
Product: transcription factor bHLH130-like
Exons: 6
Coding region: 398-1516 (372 amino acids)
Biological process (GO): regulation of transcription by RNA polymerase II
Cellular component (GO): nucleus
Molecular function (GO): protein dimerization activity; DNA-binding transcription factor activity, RNA polymerase II-specific; RNA polymerase II cis-regulatory region sequence-specific DNA binding
Source: RefSeq, a predicted model, not a curated record
GCAGAUCGUCCCCCCACCCCCCCCCCCCCAUUCCGUGUAUUAAACCAGUGCCGCAAAAGCAGAGGCCGCCGAAGCCACCACUGGUUAGUUGGUUUUGCUGCUGCUGGCUCUCCUUUCUUCUCUUCCUCCUUCGCCGUAAAGAAGUUGUGUGGGUAGGGAGAGUAGGUGUAGCUUGGGGAGGGGGAGGGGAUUGAGCAGAGAAGCAAUUCGGUGUUGUGUUCGUCGGCUGGAAAGCCACUGAUCUUUUCUUUCUCGGGGUUCGCGGGAUUUGCUGGGGGCUGUGUUGGUAAGGUCAUGGGGAGGAGGCAGUGGUUGUGGAGUUUGGAUUCUUGAUUCUGUGGUGGUGUCCGGGGAGAAUUGGCGCUUGGGAGAGGGAGGAGAGAGGGGGGUUGAGGUGAUGAAUGGCUCGCCGGUGUCUAAGGAUCUGAACCUGCCGGUGCAGCCGCCGAUGAUCUCGUCCGGGCUGCUGAGGUACAGAUCGGCGCCCAGCACGCUGCUGGGCGAGGUCUGCGAGGACUUCCUCCCGACAGGUCCCAACGCCACCAGCCCCGACGCCGGUGCCGACGUCUUCUCCAGGUUCUUGGCUGACCACCAGAUCAGGGACAAACCCCCGGCGCCGGCCCCAGCGCCGCCGGCCCCCGCCGCGGCCCACUUCCCUAAUGAAGCCGCCAUGGCCUCCCAACAGCAGCAGCAGAUGAUGUUCCACUCCCACCAGCAGCAACAGAUGGCCGCCGUCGGGUCCGGGCUCUACCGCACCGUCAGCUCCGGCAUGGAGGCCGCCACCGCUGCCGGCGCCAGCAGCCUGAUCCGGCAGAGCAGCUCCCCCGCAGGAUUCCUCAAUCAUUUGAACAUGGACAACGGAUACGGGGGUAUGCUGAGGGCCGGCAUGGGCGUGGGCUUCAGGAACGGCAGCAGCGCCGCCGCGGCCGACUCCCCCGCCAGGCUGAAGGGGCAGCUCAGCUUCUCGUCGCGGCAGGGCUCGCUGAUGUCGCAGAUCUCGGAGAUGGGCAGCGAGGAGCUCGGAGGGAGCAGCUCUGAGGCUGCCGGUGGCGGCAGGGGUUACAUCCCCGGGUACCCGAUGGGCUCCGGGUGGGAGGACUCGUCGUCGCUAAUGUCGGAGAACUUGUCCGGGGUGAAACGCCCUCGGGACUCGUCGGAGCCUGGCCAGAACGGCCUGACGCACCAGUUCAGCCUACCCAAUACGUCGUCGGAGAUGGCCGACAUCGAGAAGUUCCUCCAGUUCCAGGACGCCGUGCCCUGCAAGAUCCGCGCCAAGCGGGGGUGCGCCACGCACCCGCGCAGCAUCGCCGAGCGGGUGAGGAGGACAAAGAUCAGUGAGCGAAUCAGGAAGCUGCAAGAGCUCGUCCCAAACAUGGACAAGCAAACCAACACUUCUGAUAUGCUAGAUUUGGCUGUCGACUACAUCAAGGAUCUCCAGAAGCAGGUUAAGGUGUUAAACGAGAGCCGCGCUAAUUGCACCUGCUCCGCGAGCAAGCAUCAGCAGUAUUCUAGCUGAAGCUCUGGACGCUGUACAAGACCUGGUGACCCCUGAAACAAGUUCAUUUGGGAUAGAGAUGUAAUUGUAGCUCUCAUUUCAUUGGGGUCGAGUAGAUCCAGAUGAAAGGCUUUCUGUAUGAGCAAUGGAGCAGUGGCAUCAUCAAGUAUUCAAGUGAUAGGAAAAGAGAGGGAGAAAGGGGAGAGACAUGGGAGAAACACUUGUAUUUUUUUUUAAUUUUUUUUUGCUGUAACUUCUGCGAUAUAUACCACCUGCAUGCUCAUGUCCAUUGCAUUUUCAUAGUAGAAAGUUUACUGUACUGCUACCUCUACUGGUAGCUGUAGCACC